Brienomyrus brachyistius is the source of this 5048-nucleotide messenger RNA. Its product is annotated as alpha-1A adrenergic receptor-like. Gene Ontology annotation, biological process: cell-cell signaling; phospholipase C-activating G protein-coupled receptor signaling pathway; adenylate cyclase-activating adrenergic receptor signaling pathway. Lineage: Eukaryota; Metazoa; Chordata; Actinopteri; Osteoglossiformes; Mormyridae. The record is from RefSeq and is a predicted model, not a curated record. The coding region runs from base 841 to 2181 and encodes 446 amino acids. The transcript is spliced from 4 exons. Gene Ontology annotation, cellular component: membrane. Gene Ontology annotation, molecular function: alpha1-adrenergic receptor activity.
GGUCAGUUUGUCACUGCCUGUGCUUAAGUGGGGAGCUGGAGCCAGAUAUGUCCUUAAACACUGCUUUGUCUUGGUAGUUGCUGAUAGUUCCUUAAAGUGACACCCUGGUGAGAUACUCUUCCAGGGGGCUGGAACAUCGCAGGGAUGACCUGGGAGGAGAAGCAAGGAAUGAUGGGUGUCAGUGGAAGAUGAAGAGAUAGAAAGGUUGGCUGAUGAGUCACUGGGGAGACAAAACGUUUCAAGAGAUUCCGUUUUGUAGUAGGAAAGAGCUCCGUGUGAAUGUCGCUUUGCUCCACAGGCUGGUCCUCUCUGGUACUUAUUCUGACUCCUCAUAAUCUAACUCGUUCUAUCAGGACACUACAGGAACGACCUUCAGUUUUUUAAAAUUCUUUUCUUUAAAGAAACAUAUUUAGUUCCUUCCAAUUAUCUUCCAAUUAAUAUAAAAUCCGUCGUUCUCUCGGGGAUGCUGAACAACCAAGGCCGACUCUGACCGUGGUGCAGAAGAAACCUGACAGGACCUGCCCUCCUGUGGGCAGGACUGAGAGGAACGUUCACGUCUCAGAUUGGUAACCAGCCCCUCCGAUUUUCUUUAAUCCAUAUUCAUUCAUGAUAAUGCAGGAGCACAGCUGGUCUAGGAAAUGUCAUUCAUCUUUGGAGAUGGAAAACCUACCAGACAGACAGUUACACUCUCAUGCAUCACCUCAAUUGACAACUGUGGCGAGGAGGAAGUGAGUGACUGAACUCAGACCAGACACUGAAGGACUUGAUCUCAGUACCCAACCCAUGCUUUCCAUGUGAUCGGAGGGAGCUGCAGCAUUUGCCAUAACACUCAGAGCUGAAAUGGUUCCUCUUUGGAACAAUAUAAGUUCCGUUUUCCAGGCCUGGAACUGUUCCAACUGCAGCCGAGCCGCAAACCCUGAGCUGGAUGUGGUCAAGGCAAUGGUGCUGAGCCUGGUUCUUGGCGUUUUUGUGCUGUUUGGAGUUCUGGGUAAUGUGCUGGUCAUCCUGUCUGUGGUGUGCCACCGCCACCUACACACCGUCACUCACUACUUCAUCGCCAACCUGGCAGUGGCCGACCUGCUGCUUAGUACCAUGGUGCUGCCCUUGUCGGCCGCCUUCGAGAUUUGUGGCCACUGGCCAUUCAGCCGGCCCCUUUGCAGUGCCUGGGCAGCACUGGAUGUGCUCUGCUGCACUGCCUCCAUCCUCAGCCUGUGUGCCAUCUCCGUGGACCGCUGCCUGGGCAUUAGCUACCCUCUGCGCUACCCAGCCAUGAUGACGCAGCAACGCGGACUACUGGGGCUGGUCAUGCUAUGGCUGCUGGCAGCGGCCAUCUCUGUCGGGCCACUGCUGGGCUGGAGGGAGCCGAUGCCCACGGAUGAGUCAGUGUGUCCCGUGAACCAGGAACCCGCCUAUGUCAUCUUCUCAGCUGUGGGCUCCUUCUAUCUGCCGUUGGCCGUCAUCCUGGUCAUGUACUGCCGUGUUUACAUUGUCGCUCGUGGUGAGAUACGCGACCUCAGGGAGGGCCGCAAGACCAACCUGUCGAACCCGGGAGAGGUGACCUUGCGCAUGCACCGUGGACCCUCGUCCACGGUUGCUGUGGAAGUGGGGCAAGGGCAGGCUGAACACCUGCGAGGCCGGACACCACUCACUCUCCGCCUGCUCAAGUUCUCCCAGGAGAAGAAGGCUGCCAAGACCUUGGGCAUUGUGGUGGGCUGCUUUGUGCUCUGCUGGCUGCCCUUCUUCCUGGUAUUACCUAUUGGCUCCAUAUUCCCGUCAUACAGACCCUCUGACACCGUCUUCAAAGUCACCUUCUGGCUGGGUUACUUCAACAGCUGCAUAAACCCUGUCAUCUACCCCUGUUCCAGCAAGGAGUUUCAAAGAGCUUUCCAAAAUGUUCUGCACUUCCGCUGCCAUGGCCCGUCGCCCCACUUGACCCGGCAGCCCUGCCCAGGGCCAGGCCGCAGUGCCCCAGCCAGGCUUUCGCUUUCUGCCCAGACCUCACCUCUGUUCCAGGCUUCACCUAUAAAAUCUCGGCUCCGCAGCAAAAGUCUACUCAGAGUAUUCUGCGGCACUGCUGGGCCGACAGCCCCAGAAGAGGCCACCCUGCCCCCAUUCCAUUCCACCCUCCCCAAGGCCAAGAUUCACCAUCUCUCUCUGGGAGAGGUUGGCGAGGCUGUUUGACUUUCUGUCUACGCUAAUCCCAAUUUGUGGAACAGUGUGUAGCAUAUGCAGACCUCUCCUAGAGACCAUUGCAGCUAAAAAUAUGAUCUUCCCAAACCUGAAAAGGUUGUUUUACUCUGUCUCAGGCUGUAGCUGCAGAGAAGCCCACACUUAGCACAGUUAGCAUGUGUUUAUGAGUUAUUUAUCAUGUACCUCUUCAAGUGGCAACUGAUGGAUCCUUUGAUGGGACGCAAUAUCAAGGCACUAAAGGAUAGUUUUGCCUCUGGAAGUCAUGGAAGGAGGUAUUAACAGUUAUGUUAGCAGUACUAUUAACAGUGAUGUUAUCAGUACUAUUAACAGUGAUGUUAUCAGUACUAUUAACAGUGAUGUUAGCAGUACUAUUAACAGUGAUGUUAGCAGUACUAUUAACAGUGAUGUUAGCAGUACUAUUAACAGUUAUGUUAGCAGUACUAUUAACAGUGAUGUUAGCAGUGCCAUCAGUUGUGAUACAGACAUCACACCUCUUCCGGUUGUUCCAGGAGUCUCCUGCAGAUUGACAGCAGCCCCCUGACACCCACCAAUGAUGCACAAUGUGCCGGAAAUCUGUUGCUCUGCUAAUCAGCAGCAGUAAAAUUACACUGCCAGAGGUUUAUCUGCUGCAAUCCCACCUAACCCGGGCGUCAAAUUCUAACCCUGCCCUCUGUCCCAGGUUGGCAGAUUUGACUGAUGGUAUGAUGGUACCCCAGCACCCCUUCCCACAGCCAGCACUUGUCUUGGGUGGUGUAUAAUUUUAUCCAUUCAGAUGACAUUUUAAGAAGCAACACAUUUCCUAAUAAAAUUUGUCUAUCUGGGGAGGGGUGCUGUUCAAACAAAAAUACUCUGGGAAUACAGACUUACUGUAAUACCCCCCAAGCCAAGCCAGCACCCCCUGCCAGUUGUGUCUCAUCUGCCUCCCAUAAAUCAAUAUGCCUUUGCUGGGGUGUCUGGUGAUAUGGUGAUAUGUAAUAUUAACAGUGUUUAUGAGCCUAUAAUUGUCCAAUAAUGUGUAAACGUGAUGUAUUUCAAUGUAAAAACCAGUGUAAACAUGAACAGCGUGUCUGAAUUAACCGUGUUGUCCAGAUUCGGCCAGCAUGGUGUCUUCCUCACCUGGAAGUUCCUAUUAGCUGUUAGCAUUGAUCAUUGGAUCAUGCCUGAACACCUGCCCUUUUAGGCUGGACGACUGACAGUGCUGCGCUUUUGAUGUCUCAAGUGCCCUUUUGAUAACCAACCAACCCGAUCAGAGGGACACCGCCCUCCCCCCAGCCGGGCCGGCAAAUGAAGAGGGCCAUGCCCCCUCAUACAAGCACCCGUCCUUCGAAACGUUUGUGCAGGUCACUGCAGCUGGGUCCUAUCACAGUGUUGACAUAUCACAGGGGGUUUGGGGAGGGCUGCUGGUAUGUCCUGCUCACUUAAUACCUCAGCAUUCCAGAAGGUUCUUUGGGGUGCUAUCAGUGGAGAAGGGGCCUGUUUCUCCAUUCCAGCAUCUGACUGUGUGGGUGCAUGGAAGGUUACUUUUUGUCCUGACUCAAUUUGCAGGAUCUUACAAUGUUGAGAAGUUGGGCUUCUGUUCAUAGGACAGGUGCCAUGUUGGUGUGCCUCAGAAUGGAGCACUGUGAAACAGUUCAUCAAUGGCCAGUUCGGCAGGAUCAUGGGUGAAGAUACCCAAUCAGAAGGUCCUGAACGACUGCCCUGGACUGCACUUCAGUGAGCAUGUGCAAGUGUGCUGAGGAGGUGAUGUCACUGCUGUGAAACAUUUCACCUUGGACUGGGUGGUCACAGCUGAGAUGACGACCCUGGAUGGCUCCAGCGGUGCACACACCAAUGUUCGUGCUGCUCAGCCAUGAAGGAGCAUGUGAAUUCACGUUUAGGUCGUCCUUCUCACAAAAACACAGGCUGUGCUGUGUCACGUUCAAAAUAAGCUGCCUUAUUUCUGCUUAGUGUAAUGUGGGGUGAAUGAGAACAUUGCGUUUCUGGAAGGGUCCGUCAUCGCUGUGUGCGAUGAUAUAUUAACUGUGGCGGCACUGCUUAUAUCCAUCAGCUCGGAAAAAAAUUACGCCGUUUGGUUAACGUAUCGUUUUGUUAAUUCAUUCAUUCAACAUUAGUUUUUUGGUUCAUGUAAAAUAGCCCCGUGUCGAUCCAGAACGAGACAGGUGGCAUAUUUCUUCUGCUGCGAUCAGUUUGCCAUGACUAACCCUGACAGGCAUAAAAACUGCCGAUAACACACCUCCUGCCCCAGCGAGGUACGUACCACGAGUAGAAAAAUGUGGUAUAACAAUAAUUGAUAAUUCAUUAAUACAUAACAGUAAUGCCAGUCUAUGCAUCCAUCUUUCAACUGAUUAUUCAAUCCGGAGAGCACGGAGUCUAUUUCAGGAAGGACAGGCCACAACGUAGAUGUGACGUUAAAAUAAUGAAUAGUAUGAACAAAGCGACAUGGAUAUAAUUAUAUAGAACGGUGUCUUACUUUGUCUUAUUGUGUAUUUCGCAGGACACUACUAAAUUUUAGCUGGUACUUUUCCUGGAAAAAGAUCGAUCCAGCGUCGUGAGGUACGAGCGCUCUCUCGCGUGCUUUUUACAGCGUCCCCCUCUCGAAUUGUGUGUGUAUGGUGCCACCUAGUGUCUCAUGGAUAGAACUGCAUGCUGAUUCACUUAGGGUGGUUAUUUCAUUUAAGAUGUCUCCAUCCCCACCAUUUGAACGCUACGCGGAGUCUUUACCGCAGAAUCCUUUACGAAUGCUGUGUGUUUAACUUAAUGUUCUCCCUAAAUCUACCCGAUAAACUCGUAUUUUCUUCCUCUGUACAAAUCGCAUACAUACUCAGUAUUCAGCCAUUUGUAUGAUGGACUGGGCUCCA